AUGUCUUCAAUUGAACAAGUUAACGAAGUCUUUGACACCAUUCUGGUGUUGGAUUUCGGUUCUCAGUACUCUCAUUUGAUCACUAGAAGACUAAGAGAGUUCAACAUCUAUGCCGAGAUGUUGCCAUGCACACAGAAGAUCGCUGACUUGCACUUCAAGCCAAAGGGUGUUAUCAUGUCUGGUGGUCCAUACUCUGUGUAUGCCGAGGAUGCCCCACACGUUGACCACGCCAUCUUCGACCUAGGUGUUCCUAUCCUUGGUAUCUGCUACGGUAUGCAGGAACUUGCCUGGAUCAACGGUAAGCAAGUUGCCCGUGGUGAGAAAAGAGAGUACGGUCCAGCCACUUUGAAUGUGUUGGACAAGGAAGACGCUUUGUUCAAGAACGUCGACCACUCUACCGUCUGGAUGUCCCACGGUGACAAGUUGCACGGUCUGCCAACCGGUUUCAAAGUCAUCGCUACUUCUGACAACUCCCCAUACUGUGGUAUUGUCCACGAGUCCAAGCAAAUCUACGGUAUCCAAUUCCACCCAGAAGUCACACACUCCAGCAACGGUAAGACUUUGUUGAAGAACUUCGCCGUUGACUUGUGUCACGCCAAGCAAAACUGGACCAUGAAGAACUUCAUCGGUACCGAAGUGCAAAGAAUCAGAGACCUAGUCGGCCCAACUGCCGAAGUCAUCGGUGCUGUCUCUGGUGGUGUCGACUCCACCGUCGCUUCCAAGUUGAUGACUGAGGCCAUUGGUGACAGAUUCCACGCUAUCUUGGUCGACAAUGGUGUUCUAAGAUUGAACGAAGCCGCCACUGUCAAGAAGACUUUGGUUGAUGGUCUAGGUAUCAACUUGACCGUUGUUGAUGCUGCCGACGAGUUCUUGGACAACUUGAAGGGUGUUACUGACCCAGAAAAGAAGAGAAAGAUCAUCGGUAACACUUUCAUUCACGUUUUUGAAAGAGAAGCUGAAAAGAUCAAGCCAAAGGACGGUAAGGCCAUCGAGUUCUUGUUGCAAGGUACCCUAUACCCAGAUGUCAUCGAAUCAAUUUCCUUCAAGGGUCCAUCCCAAACCAUCAAAACUCACCACAACGUCGGUGGUCUAUUGGAAAACAUGAAGUUGAAGUUGAUCGAACCAUUGAGAGAACUGUUCAAAGAUGAAGUCAGAGAAUUAGGUGAGCUUCUUGGUAUCUCUCACGAGCUUGUCUGGAGACACCCAUUCCCAGGUCCAGGUAUCGCUAUCAGAGUUCUAGGUGAAGUCACCAGAGAACAAGUCGAAAUUGCCAGAAAAGCUGACCACAUAUACAUUGAAGAAAUCAGAAAGGCUGGUUUGUACGACAAGAUCUCUCAAGCCUUUGCUUGUUUACUUCCAGUCAAAUCUGUCGGUGUCAUGGGUGACCAAAGAACUUACGAACAAGUCAUUGCUUUGAGAGCUAUCGAAACGACUGACUUCAUGACCGCUGAUUGGUACCCAUUCGAACACAGCUUCUUGAGAAAGGUUGCUUCCAGAAUUGUGAACGAGGUCGACGGUGUCGCUAGAGUUACCUACGAUAUCACUUCAAAGCCACCAGCUACGGUUGAAUGGGAAUAG
Nakaseomyces glabratus is the source of this 1578-nucleotide messenger RNA. It is a transcript of the gene GUA1, whose product is annotated as GMP synthase (glutamine-hydrolyzing). Gene Ontology annotation, molecular function: GMP synthase activity; ATP binding; GMP synthase (glutamine-hydrolyzing) activity. Gene Ontology annotation, cellular component: cytosol. NCBI's taxonomy places the organism in Eukaryota, Fungi, Ascomycota, Saccharomycetes, Saccharomycetales, Saccharomycetaceae. The record is from RefSeq and is a predicted model, not a curated record. Gene Ontology annotation, biological process: GMP biosynthetic process.